AUGGAUGCCAAGCGAAUUUUUGGUUUUUUAUUGAUGGUUGUGGUGUUAUUGAGCAUUGCUAAUGCUGACACAAUAAGCUUAACCGCACCUGCUAACGACUCUUCCGUAAAACAAGGCUCGACAACAGCGAUCACAGUGCAAAUUAAAAGGGAAGGAAUGAUCUCAUUCAACCAAGCCACCGUAACAGUCGUCGAUACAGAUACCCAACAAGCAAUCGAAACGGUGCUCACAGCGACAAGCAGCGAUCUUGACCCAAAGAAGAAUAAAAAUUCUCUAACCAAAAAUUGGGUUGUCGACCCUGCCAAGUACGAAGCCGGUAAAAGUUAUACGAUUACAUUGACCGGUGAAGGAACCUAUUACAAUCCUAAGGAUGAUACGAAGGAAAACGUUGCAUUGACAGGAGAUACAGUUGAUGUCACUGUUACUGCAUAA
Ambispora leptoticha is the source of this 432-nucleotide messenger RNA. The record is from the annotation of a GenBank genome assembly. Lineage: Eukaryota; Fungi; Glomeromycota; Glomeromycetes; Archaeosporales; Ambisporaceae.